GUCCACUGGAAAACGACUGACACGAUCGAAAGAGCUCUUGUAUUUUCCAUAUACUGAAUGACUCAUCGAGCUGCCUAUGGAUGUUUGUUCGUUGAUUGACUUAAUAUAAUCGGGACUAGGCUAUAUCUUUCUUAAAUUCCGUACAGCAUUCUCUAAAUUUCAAACGUGGAAGUGUUGUACGAGAGGGAUUUGAACCGUAGCCCAAUCUUACUUUGACCUGAUGGCUGUCAACCCCGUGUCAGCAUGGAUCCCGUUGUAGGCUAAACGUAGCCGCAUGGGUAGCGCGCAUUCCAACCCGACUAAAUAUAGUACUAUUUGAAAGGGCUGCAGGAGGGCAAGGACACGGGAAGAGAGCACAUUUUUGGACAUAUACCCGUCGUGCAUAAAACAACACAUAGCCAUUUUAAAAAGUAGUAAAUCACUUCUUUUUUUUUUACAAUAAGGCACAGUGGGAUCAAUCCAACAUGCCCGCACUUCCGAGUUCUAGGUCCAGGACACGGGAUCGCAACAACGUCCUAAGCAGACCCGAGUUCAUGUCCCUGAACCAACCACUUCGAAACAGCAACUCGGAGAGUAGGGGCACCGCGAGGCGACAGGGCCAACCCAAACACCAAGCAAGCCAACCUUGCGACCCGCAGGAACCUACCGAGAGUACCAACAGGGAUAGGAAAGAGCCCGCGAAAUUGCCUGAGGAGGACUGUAUCCAACUGAACCCUUCCUUCAAGGGGAUAGCGAUGAGCUCCCUCCUCGCCAUUGACAUUUGUCUGUCCAAGCGCUUAGGGGUCUGCGCCUACACGUCGUCGUCCUGGGGCAGCGUUCGUUCCAUGGUCACCUUACUCGCUCUUACGGGGCACGGCAUCACGUGGAUCUUCGGCACUAUCGUGUGUCUGACCAGGAGUAACACGUUGGCGGGACAAGAGGUCUUGGUGAAUCUGUUACUUGCCCUCCUACUUGACAUCAUGACAGUGGCUGGGGUCCAAAAGCUGAUCAAACGUAAAGGACCCUGGGAGAUGAGUCCUGGAUUCCUGGACUACUGUGCCAUGGAUGUGUACUCCUUCCCAGCGGCCCAUGCCAGCCGCGCCGCCAUGGUCUCUAAGUUCCUGCUGUCUCACCUGGUCCUGGCCGUCCCACUCCGCAUCCUGCUGGUGCUCUGGGCCUUCCUGGUGGGCAUGUCCCGGGUGCUGCUGGGUAGGCACCACCUGACUGACAUGGCGUGCGGCUUUGCCCUGGGCCUGCUGCACUUCAGCCUGGUGGAGACGGUGUGGCUGUCGUCUAGCGCCUGUCAGACUCUAAUCUCUAUAGGGACCCUCAGCUGGAGCUCAUUCUACUGAGUGCUGUUUUAUCAAGGCUCUUAAGGCCUGGCUUCACAAAGCCUUGCUAGUAGAGUGAGGAGUUUUUCCUGACGUGAUUCGGACCAGAGGUUUCUGGUCCUCAUCUGGUGAUCAGGCUGUGUUAUACAUAUAAAGGCUUUAUCUGGAAUGAUAAUAACAGCCAUAAAUGCAAUGACCUGGUAUUUGGGUUAAAGGUUAUUUUAUAGAUGCGCGCGGGAGUCUGUAGCUCCACCUACACAAAGAAAUAAAAUGUGGUAGUGUGUGUUUAUAUUUCCUUUUCAAAUGCUUGUAUAAUACCGCUACCACUGUUUCUAUUUCUCGCUUGCGAGCACUCACUCAAGUACAUGCAAUCUUAUUGGAUCUCACUGAUGACAGUUUACUCUCUGCCUGUUCCUCUACUACACACCCUGGGCCACAUCCUCUUUCGCUUCUGCUACCUUUCCUUCCUUCCUCCUGUUUUUCAAACGUAGCCUAUUUUCUCCUUUGAAAUGUUUUUACUGGUAUUUCAAGAAAAUAUUGGCCAGUGUUUUGAAGGACUCCACACUUGAAUUGCUCCAUGGAAGCUCCUUUAUUUCCUUUUGAAUAAUGAUAUUUUCAAGCAAAAGCAGUUUAAUUCUAAUUGUGUAUGUGUGCUCCACAUUAUUUGCCUUCUCUGCUGCAAGUCAAGCACUAAUCAAACAGAUGGACACGGUUGGUUUGUUAAUGGUGCUGAUUUCAUGCCUGAGUGACUGAGCAACAUCUGUGUGAAGGUACCUCCACCAGGCUUGGGCUUACCACUGUGUUUGUGUGUGUGUGUGUGUGUGUGAGUUUUUGUGUGUGUGGAAGGUGUGUGGGUAUGUGCAGAUGAUGUAUGUGUGUGUUUGUACAUGCAUGCAUGUAGCAUUUCUAAUGUGCGUGCCUUUACGAGUUAUGUGAUGUUUUUGGAGGGUUCUAGUUACAGAGUGAACAUGUCUGGGUAAAGUCAUGACUUUUCAAUAUCCAGCGUGUGGAAAUUCAGAUUUUUUUUGGUGAUAUGAAGUAUUUAAACUUAAGCCUUUUGCUGCAAAAUAAUGAUAUUUAAUUUAGUUGGACCUGAAUGUAUAUAAUAUUGCAGUUGCGUGCAAGUCUGCAUGUUUUUUAUAGUACAAGGUGGACAAGAAAGUCAUCUUUACAUGCAGUGUUUAUCCAGUCUAAUUUGCUCAAUUAAUAAGAUAAAUUAAUAGGUUUUUAGGUGCCAAGCAUUAUGUCAAUAUUUUCUUCUUGUAUAUGCAUGCUAAUAAAUACACUAUUUGCAGUUAAUUCCUUGUUAUCAUAUAUGUUUGAGCCUAUGUUUGUACAUGGUAAGUAUCCAUAUAUAUGCAUAACCAAUCAUUUGGAUUGGGUCAAACAUCACAGGGUCACUACAGGUCAUUGGUACAGCCAUGGCAAUUUAACCUGUUAUCUCCACCCAUAGCUGUUGAAUUCUACGUUACGUUUGAGUUAUUUAAAGCAUAAAAUCAGAAACAACAAAAAUCUAAAAGUUGAAUGAAGUUAUUCUAGCAGGAUUAAGCCCCACUGUGUGUGUGCUUGCGUGUGUGUACUAAAACCAUGUUUUCAAAUUUC
Messenger RNA from Esox lucius (northern pike), 2912 nucleotides. Its product is annotated as inactive phospholipid phosphatase 7. Gene Ontology annotation, cellular component: nuclear envelope. NCBI's taxonomy places the organism in Eukaryota, Metazoa, Chordata, Actinopteri, Esociformes, Esocidae. The record is from RefSeq and is a predicted model, not a curated record. The transcript is spliced from 3 exons. Gene Ontology annotation, molecular function: sphingosine-1-phosphate phosphatase activity. Bases 465 to 1331 code for a protein of 288 amino acids.